AUGGCGUAUUUCGCAUCAACCCCACCACCGAGCGAUUACAUAAAAGACGACCCACGCAUGUUCUUUUCAUACCACCCGGAACACACCACCUUCCAAUCUGGGUACCUUGGAGUAAGUCCCACCACCAUAUCCGGAACACUUCACGUUCGAUUCCCAGAAGCUGUUGAGGCGAAAAACAUCAUACUAAAAUUUGUGGGUCGGGAGGCGGUUGAAUGGGUGGACCUGAAAAAGGUACGCGCGGAAAAAAUCAUCAUUGACAAGAGUAUUUAUCUGUGGCAGUCGAAAACGGAGGUCGGACACGAGUUGAUUACGGAUUUGGAUUUACCAUUUGAGUUUGAUGUUCCGAAUAAUGCUUACGAGUCUUUUAGCGCGGAUUUUGGCGAUGUGAUGUACACGUUGCGUGCGACUGUUAAUCGUAAACCAAAGAAGAAGAAAACCUGGUGUGAAGUAGCUGUGCCAAUCUUGCGAUGGACUAUUCCAGAUGAAGAAGAUUUGAAACCGCUGUUGAUCAAAUCACAUGCAAGACCACGUAAAGUUCCAUUAUCAUGGCAGGCUAUUCUCCCACAAACAUUCUUUGAUGUCAAUAAAGACAUGUUGAUCAAACUACGACUUACAGCGCACAAUCCAACACUUCGAAUCAAGAAAAUCAGUGCAUAUCUAAAAACUUACGUAAACUACAAGGUGGAUGAUCGUGCAGUGAGUCCGGCGAAUUCCGACACACGAUACUCGAAACAUGAAAUCUACGGAAAGGAUAUCAUGAUGACGCCGAUGGGUCCAGACACGAUAUUUGAAGCGAAUGUCGUGGUCAAGAUUCCAGGCAAUGUUCCUCCCACCUGCCAAACAAAGUAUAUCACGGUCAAGAAUGAGAUACAGAUUAAGGUUACAUUUGAGCGAUCGAGUCACCAUGUGCUUAUUAUACGGGAAAUUCUUGUGGGAAGAAAUUUAUUGGUAGAUCGUGCCGCGGCUACCGUAAGAAGUUCUUUGAAUUUCUCGGAUAUUUUGCCGAGCAUACCAAUGGAAAAUUAA
Ambispora leptoticha is the source of this 1026-nucleotide messenger RNA. The record is from the annotation of a GenBank genome assembly. Lineage: Eukaryota; Fungi; Glomeromycota; Glomeromycetes; Archaeosporales; Ambisporaceae.